AUGGUUUUACCUGUGCGGAAAGCCAUUCCCGGCGGGCGCGCGGCGGGGGUGCUCCGUGCGCUCGGAUCCGGCGGGAGGCGGGGCCACGUGACCGCGCGUGACGUCAGGGCCGCCGCGAGCCGGCCAAACUCAAGUUGGUCCGGGAAUUGUCAACAAAGGGGCGAGGGACGCGCCACUCCGCGUCGCCUGCGGGCCCCACGCGCCCUGGCCCGGCACGAGUGGACUGGGCACGGCCAGGAGGGCCCGAGCGCGUCCGCAGGACCCUGCGCCGUCUGCGCCCCGCACCCGUUCCCUCCCGGACGUGGACGGGCCGAGGACAGCCAGGUGCCAUCUCGGGCUCGGGGGGACAAACUUACCAGCCUCUUUUGUUUAUCGUUCCAGCUGCAGAGGACACGGGCGGCGCGAGGGGUCCCCUCGCUACGCCGAGUCCGGCUCUCCCGGGUAACCUGCGACGUGCGCCCUCCCGCCAGCCCCGCGUCCCCACCGGGCCCCGCUGCGUCCCCGCACGGUUUUCUAGAUAUCUGUGUUUUUUGCGCGCGGUCAUCGCAGCAUCACCUGGGAUUCCCGAAGAGCGCAGGGGACCCCAGGACCCAGCUCGGAGACCAGGACGCGCGUCCGGACCCCCUUGGCCAGCAUCAACGACGCCUCUUCCCACCGAGCACCCUUUCCCGGGCACACCAAAUCAGCAAGAAUUCCAGCUGCCUCCCGUGGGCCCGCCGGCUGCAAACCCAUCUAGACUUCCUCGGGCGAAACCCACUGGAGCUUCGAGCCGGCCGCCCAUCGCUCCCGCUGCAGAGGUUUUGGUUGCCACUGGCCAAACACCAAGUCCAAGCAAGGUCGGAGGAAAAAGAAAAACAGCUGAAAUUCGCAAAUUUCAAAACUCUUUUUGUCUAGUUUGGGGUGCCCACCCCGGGGUAGGUGCGGGCCCGCUUGGCCCUGGGCUGCGUCUCCGUGGAUGCUUUCACGUGUGCGCGCGAGGGUGGCGGCUCGGGCAGCCACGCCGCUCACUUUGAAGCCGUCCCCAGACGCACCUCGCCUGGGUCCCCGGAGAGGGGGUGGCGAACACCGCCCAGCUGCCGGUUCCAUUUGUUGCGCUUUUCUCCUUUGACACAAUAAAAGUCAAAUUAAUUGAUUCAUACCAUUAA
Chinchilla lanigera (long-tailed chinchilla) is the source of this 1145-nucleotide messenger RNA. RefSeq lists its product as uncharacterized. The transcript has 5 exons. The record is from RefSeq and is a predicted model, not a curated record. Bases 1 to 894 code for a protein of 297 amino acids. NCBI's taxonomy places the organism in Eukaryota, Metazoa, Chordata, Mammalia, Rodentia, Chinchillidae.